GCUUACAUGGCAUCGCAAUAUGCCAAUCAUUUUGUAUUGAGAUUUGUAUUCAUAUGUGGAAUGAUUUAGUGUUUCGUGAAAUGGUUUCCCCGAAAAUAACUUGUUUCAGAAGUGAUGGUGAUACAACUCCUAGUCCUCAGCCGUUUGAGGAGCCGCAGGAUUUAGUGACCAUCGAUUUGAAUCUUUCCAAGAAAGAGGCGAGUUUUACCAAGGAGAAGACAAAAUGCAAGAACAGAGUGUACAAGAUAUUACUUUACAUGUUCCUCGUGAAUAUAAUAGUUCUUGUGAUUUUUGGAAUCUUGGAGUACAUUAAUGAAGAAACAUACCUCUUCAAAACGAAACCUCCAACCCCACAUACAGCAGUCAAAACUGAAGACAUUGCGAAAGAACUAAUAAUCGAUGACUCGAAGGAUCCUCUGGAGUACCUGGUACUGAAAUGUUUAGAAACAGAUACCGUCGAAAAUUGUUGCAGUUUUUUUUCAAAUGCCGAAACCAAUGAUGAUUUUCUGGAAUUAUGCAAAGACGAACAAGAGUCAUCGCCAAAUAAUUUUAUAGACAUAAGGAGGAGAAGAGGAAUUGAAACCAAAAUUUCAAGAAGACAAGUGAAUCAUAUCAAUGGUGACGUAAUACAAGAAGUAUAUCCGGACUACUAUUAUGACUAUUACUACAACAAUGGUCAUUAUAAAUCUGAAAAUGAGGUUACAAAUUAUGGAGAAACAUAUUAUGACCACCAACAAGAAAAUAGUCGAUUUUCAGAAAACCAGGGAGAUUAUAAAUUUUCGAAAGAAAACUUUCAUACUCCUGCUGCAACACAGUUUCUACCACCUCAUUACAUAAAUACAUAUGAAUCUAUGAUUCCUGAUAUACAAGAAAAUAUUCAAGCAUAUGAUAAUCCUUCUGCUCUAAUAAAUAUCAAUUCUGAUAAUACUAACAAAUAUGAAACAAAUUUUUCUGUACACUACAGACAAAUUCCGGAAUUCUUCGCAGCAGCAGAAAAAUCAACUACCAAUCCAAACUUAGCAGACCAAUACCCACAAAUGACAACAGAAAAUGCUCCUCUUAGAGUAAGAUUGAGAUUGGAAUAUCCUUUUGAUGAUAACAUUUCAGAUUUCGAAGCAACAACAGCAACGACAGAGAUUAUUCAUGAAGAAGUUACAACUGAAAUAUUUUCAAUUUCAUCUGAGGCCAUUACUCAGUCCACUAGAAGCAAUACCGAAGAAACUGAAACAAUUUCUGAUGGAAAUAUAGACGUUGCAACCUACCAAAUAUCAACAAUUUCAUCAGCCUACAAUGAUGGGCAAUCAAUUGAAGAAAAAAGUGAAAGUAAUGAAACCAUUACCCAUCUAGAACCAAUGUCAUUAGAUUCAUACGAUGCUCACAUAACAAACUCGACAAGAAUAGCAUCUGAAACCGUUAACUCAAAACCACCUGAAACUUUCGAAGGGAGUAUUGCGAACUAUAAUGGAAAUAGUGAAUUGACUUCAGAAAGAAGCAACGAGAACUACCUCAAUUUUUCAACUGACGGCGUGUCAAUAACUACCAAAAGUUCACUUCUAGAUUCCACCUCGACUCGCUAUGAACAAGACAACAUAGCUUCUGAUUUCAAAAAGACACAACAUACACAAGGCAGGCAGAGAUUUACUGCAGAAGAAAAUGACACCCCAAACAAAGUUAAAAGUGUGCAACAAUCAUCACCACCGGAACUUUCGAACAACCAACAAACCCUUUACAACCCCUGUUAUUACCCAUAUGCCAACCCUAACCCAUACUCUCAACUAUAUAGAGUACCUGACAUUUCCCAACUUAUGCGAAUAGUUCCAGCCGAUACUCCAAAAUCUCCCCAAUUCGUCUUAAAUCCUCCCAUGUAUCCCUACACACAACCUUCUUUGGUGCCACCUGUACAGUUCUCGGCGAGCCAAUGGCCGGCACAAGUCCAGCAGGCACAAUACAUGCCAAACUUCUGGCCGCAGCAAGCUCAGCAAGGACAGAGCGGUCAAAUGAAAGUGAGCGGUCCAGGAGGGCAGUAUUAUGUAUGUAAUCCUAUAUCACCGGUUACGAAUGGUGUUGUUUCUAUGUCUGGAGUAGAAAUUAGAAGGCAGGCUUCAAAUCUUCAGGAUAUGCUGCAGAAUGUAACGAUUAAUGCAGUAGCAGAAGAACUGUCAAGAAACAAAACCAGAGAAGCAUCAAUAAUCUGCUCCUUUGGGCAAAAAGCUUGCCGAGAUGGAAGUAAGUGUUUACCAAAACAUCUAGUUUGCGAUAAUGUGGCACACUGCGAUGAUGGAAGCGACGAAGUGUUCUGUACCUGCAAAGAGCGUGUUGGAAAACUGAGGAACUGUGAUGGUUAUUUCGAUUGUCCAGAAGGAGAAGACGAAUUGGGAUGUUUCGGUUGUGAUGAAGAUGAAUUCAGCUGUGAUGAUUGGUCGAAGCUUCGCCCUAGUACUUGCAUUCCUAUACGACAACGAUGUGAUAAUAUUCGACAAUGUGAAAUCACAGGAAAAGAUGAAGAGGACUGUUCUGCUCUGGCGGAUAAUGUGGGUAACCAGCCCCAGAACAAGAUUUCCAACGCAGUUGGGUUCCUGCAUAGAAAUUUCAGAGGCAAAUGGUAUCCAACCUGUUUUGGAACAGAACUCUGGGCCCUGGAAAUAUGUAAAACCGAGUCUGGCCCUAGUUCAAUCAAUCCUCGAUCACACAUGAUGCUGACAAUGAACAACUAUCAGGGCCUUUUUAUCAACAUAUUACCAAACAAUGAAGUAAGCCUAGUCAAAACCUGCGUUCAAGAUAGAGCAGCUUUUGUCGAAUGCCCACCAAUGUACUGCGGCUUGAGAAUGACUAUGAAAAACCCAUACCGACCUCAAGAAGUAGACAUAAGCGUUGAAAAUAUCAUUGGUGAUCUGGAGAGGGACGCACGUCUUCCUAAUGAAGGUGAUGACAAACAUGACGAAACUAACAUGGAUGAAGAUGCUGUAUCAAGAUUUGAGGAAGAAAAGGAAAAAAACUUCACUUUGGGAACACCUAGGGUAGUUGGUGGCAAACCCAGUCAACCAGCAGCAUGGCCAUGGUUGGUGUCGAUCUACAAAAACGGGAUUUUCCACUGUGGGGGCGUUUUGAUCAACGAACUUUGGGUGCUGACUGCGGCUCAUUGUGUUGACAAGUAUUCGCUGUACUACUUCGAAAUUGAAGCGGGUACGCUGAGAAGAUUUUCCCACGCUCCCAUGGAACAACAUCGCUGGGCUUCACAGAUAUUUCCUCAUGAAAGCUACGACAAAUCGAAGCUGAGGCACGAUAUAGCCCUCAUGAAGCUGUCUUCUCCGGUGAGGUUCAAUAGAUAUGUGAGACCUAUCUGUUUACCAUCUGAAGCUACUGCUGGUCGCGACUUCGUGAACGGUCCAGCAGUAGGGACGAUCUGCACCACGGUUGGGUGGGGAGCUACAUUUGAACAUGGAUCGGACCCCGACCACAUGAGAGAAGUCGAAGUUCCGAUCCUGAAGCAUUGCACGCGUCCCGAAGACAUCACCGACGAUGAGUUAUGCGCCGGCCUGUCAGAGGGCGGUAAAGACGCGUGCCAGGGCGACAGCGGCGGCCCGCUGAUGUGCCGAAACCCCAACAAUCCGAGCCAGUGGUAUCUAGCGGGGCUCGUCAGCCAUGGAGAGGGUUGCGCCAGACCGAACGAGCCAGGAGUUUACACUAAAGUGGCGAGAUAUGUCGGAUGGAUUGCGGAAAAUAUGGGUGACUUCAAACCUCAUUUGGUAAUUCCACUUCAACACUGCCCAGGAUAUACCUGCAAAUUCACAAAUAGAUGUUUACCGAAGAAGCGCCAUUGUGACAAAAUAGUGGAUUGUUUGUUUGGAGACGAUGAAACCAAUUGUAAACACACCUUCCAAAAUAUUUUCAAGCAUGCUAGAGGAAAAACUCAUCACACGACAUUAAUUGCAAAGAAAACUAAUGGUCAACAGCCCGGAUUGGUUUCACCAGAAGAUACUCCAAUCCUUGGAAUGGACCUCAAAUCUGAAGAAAAUAAUUCACAGGAACAUACUACAUCCGAACCACAAAAUUCAACGAGUUUGUGGGAAGUUCCUGAAAAGAAACAAAUUGAUGUUACCAAUGAAGGAACUGAAGAGAAAAAUGUUUCGAAGGACGAUAAGCAGGCUUCGAAAAAACGAAUUGGGUCUUUGACGAAUCGUUUACAUUCUGAUAUUAAAAAAGGAAGUGCUGCUGCUAAAAAACUGUUUGGUUUCUGGAACAAACGUAUCGAUCAACAAAAAUCAACCAUUGAUCCGAUCCCAUCCAUAACAUCAAAAUAUGAGCCCAUAACUGAAAAUUUGAAUCACACAACUGAAACAGUUGAAUUAUUUGGUCAUACUACGAUACGAGUAGAAUUAGAUAAAGUUAAUUCAACAACUGAAAAAGUUGAUUCCACAACUGAGAAAAUUGUUUUCACAAUCAAAAACGUUGCCUCAACUGAAAAAAUUGAAUUUACAACUGAAAAACCUGUAUCAACAAGUGGAAAAGUGGAUUCCAUAACUGAGAAAUUCGAUAUUACAACUGAAUGGAUUACUACUACUACUGUACAAACGAAUACGCCCAAUGUGAAAGAGUUUGACAAUAACCAGGAUAUCAAAAAUUCAAAGUUUCCUGUGGAAAAAUACUCCAGAUGUGAGAAGAUGCUCCAGCUCAUACCAACCACCAGAAGAUGCAACAAACAAGUCGAUUGUGAAGACGGAACAGACGAAGCUAACUGUUCCUGUGCCGACUUUGUGAGGAACAGUAAUCCGACGGCCAUUUGCGACGGCAUAACGGAUUGCUUCGAUUUAUCCGACGAACUGAAUUGCGUGCAGUGUAAAAACGACUCUGAAUAUCAUUGCCGCCGGAGUGGACAAUGUAUUCCCUUGUCGAAACGUUGUGAUGGAGUGGCCGACUGUUCAAAAAACGAGGACGAGUGGGAUUGUGCUGCCCUUACCGAUGGCAAAACAUUAAUUCUCGACAGUGAUUUACGUCCCGAGUUGGCCAUGAGUGGUAUAAUCACAAUCAAUCGGUUUGGCGUAUGGAAACCCUUAUGCAACGCCAACUCGUCACACAGUGAUGCGGCUGUCGCCACGAACGUGUGCAAUUUUUUGGGAUUAGAGGAGUACCUUGGUUAUGGCGGCAUUGAAGUUGAAGAUGGUCCACUAAGUGUAAGAAUGAAGAACUUCAAACAGCCGGAUAGGGUCGUCCCAAGCAGCGGAGCCAUCAAGUGCCACGGGAUAUACGUCAAGUGUUCGAACGUCUCAUUAGACAAAGCGAUACACAGCGUGCGUCUCGAUAACGUUACGGUCGACGUCGAGCUGUACACGUCGCCAUGGAAUGCGGUGAUUUAUGCAGAUGGUUUAUAUAGAUGUAUGGGGACCAUUCUCAAUCGACGGUGGAUUGUCACGUCUGUCAACUGUUCUACGGAAAUAGCUAAUUUACGAAGACAUUAUGUGUCUGUUCUUUUGGGGAAAGGAAAAGCACAACUUCAAGUUCAGGGCCCCCACGAACAAACCUUGAGAGUGGUCGGAGUCGAAAAAUUUCCUGAUAACGAUAUCAUAAUCCUGCGAACAGAGAAAGAUAUUACUUUUAACCGCUACGUGAAAAGUGUAUUUCUUAAUCUCAGAAGAGACAGACGACGAAAAGAAGAAUGCAUUGCUGUAGGGCUUCAUGAAAGAAAAGCAAGAUUCAUAAAACUUCAACCAAUCCAGAACUGCAUCGUUGGAUUUAGAUGUUUCGAAAGCAAAAUUACCGAUCAAUGUAAGAGUCCUCAUCCAUGGAGUGGAACUAUAGUUUGUGAUUCCGGCAAUGGGUGGUACCCAGCAGCGGUUUAUUUCGAAAAAAACGGAUUUUGUGGACUGGCUGCUGUCACAAUAUUCACAAGUAUACCUUAUUACAAGAACAAACUUUUGGAAGCCAUGGAACGAACCCCUUUCGAACUGGAAGGUCCACGGUGUGACGGAUUCAGAUGUGAGCUAGGGGAAUGCUUAGAAAGAAACCAAAUUUGUGAUGGCAUACCUGACUGCAGGAGCGGCGAAGACGAGCAGCCUGAUUUGUGCUACGAGAAAGAACGGUACUGCCAUCGUACGGGUGAUUGCGAGUGUCCAGUAACGCACAUGAAAUGCAAAAACCACAGGUGUGUCCCCAAAAGCACAUUCUGCAAUAGACAAAAUGACUGUGAAGACAACAGUGACGAACCGGAUAUUUGUUCCUGUAGAACUUACCUGGAACUGGCUAAUUCCAGCAAAAUAUGUGAUGGAAUCAUAAAUUGCUCAGACAGGAGUGAUGAAGACCCUGAACUUUGCUCUUGUCAGACCAACAGCUUUCGAUGCGUCAGUUCUAAUAUGUGUGUAGCUCAGGAUAUGAUCUGCGAUGGACACAAAGACUGCCCUAAUGGCGAAGAUGAGCUGAUUUGCUACAACUUAUUUUCAGAAGGUGAAAAAACGACUAAUGCAGGAGAGGUUAUGACUCGUACUGGCGGCAUUUGGCACCCCGGUUGCUUCAACUCGCACUACACUGUGGCAGAACUGGAGGAAAUCUGCGAUAAGUUAGGCUUUCCUGACAGCAAUGCUAAUCAAUUGAUACCGCCUAGAAAUAUCGGCAAUAUUACGGCCCUACGUCCUGUAAUCGAUCACUUCAGCAUGGUAUGGAUUUACAGAAACCCACAGUACAAAUUCAAGUUGGGGAUGAGAACAGGAAACGAGCCAUACGUUAGUUUCGUGGAAGAUGGGAAUUGUUUUAGGUUGUUUUUAGCUUGUAUGUGAUCUGAAUAAUGAAAUUAGUGUUGAUUCA
Molecule: messenger RNA, 6795 nt
Organism: Leptinotarsa decemlineata (Colorado potato beetle)
Lineage: Eukaryota; Metazoa; Arthropoda; Insecta; Coleoptera; Chrysomelidae
Product: serine protease ndl
Biological process (GO): proteolysis
Molecular function (GO): protein binding; serine-type endopeptidase activity
Source: RefSeq, a predicted model, not a curated record